This is a messenger RNA of Sclerotinia sclerotiorum 1980 UF-70, 474 nucleotides long. RefSeq lists its product with no specific name. NCBI's taxonomy places the organism in Eukaryota, Fungi, Ascomycota, Leotiomycetes, Helotiales, Sclerotiniaceae. The record is from RefSeq and is a predicted model, not a curated record. The coding region runs from base 1 to 474 and encodes 157 amino acids. The transcript has 4 exons.
AUGAUCAUCAAACGUUCCUUGUCUUUGACAUUUUUAAGAUAUAUACAGCUUAGCUCAAAGCAAAUAGUGAAUCGUGAUAUCAUCCGAUCUCAGUACACUAAAGUGUAUGGAGCGAAAAAUAGUAGAGAGUACCUGAAGUUAUUCACCCCAUUAUUGCAAAUCAGCAAUGAGUUGGUAGUCGUCAUAGUUCAUGCUAGAAGGAAUUCAGCAAAAUCGAACCACCAUUACCAUAAAACGGUCAUUGCGCAGAUAUUCAAAGCAAAGCAAAGCAAAGCUCCCUCCAUGUUUAAGCUCGAUGUGGAACAUAUGAUGCAUAUGGUUGAGGUGAAAAAGUUUAAUACAAUGGACGAUAGGUUCAAAUGCGAAAUCAAAGAAAUAUACUUUCCAGGUACCAGGAACAAAGACGGCACCACUGCCUCGGCAAUGAAAUAUUUCCAAUCCCAAGCAGCCAAGGGCCUCUAUGUGGCUGAAUAA